AUGCCUUUUUUCCCCGACAACCGUGGAAGUGGGGGACAAGAACAAGAGGAACAGGAACAGUAUCAGGAACAGACAUCUCUCAAUGCAUCAACUGUUUCUCCAAUUUCCACCGGAUUGACGCGUCUCGAUGAGGCUCUGGCCCUGGACUCGAGUUGCGGAGGGAUCCUACGCGGCAAAGUCACUGAGGUAUUUGGCCCACCGGGCGCUGGCAAGACCUCUCUCGCACUAAAUGUGACAUCCCACGCCCUCCGCGACGGCAAAGUCGUCUGGAUCGAAGGAACAACUCUCAUCGUGAUAGACUCCGUCUCCUCCCAUUUCCCAGCCUACUUCCCCAACGCCGCCGAUCUCAAAGACCAACUCGCCACGGGCAAAUUAUCAGACAAGCAACAGCUACAGUGGCUACUGAAUCGAAAAUGGAACGUCGCCAGUGACCUCGCCACGCAUUUAUCCAGACUCGCUACAAGCGGCAAUCCUGGCGGUAUUGCCGUCCUCGCGCUGAAUCAGACACAUACUAAAAUCAAAAAUCAGCCCCGGGCGACCCUUCACCCUAUUCUUUCGGGCGGCGCGUGGGAAACGACCGUCCAUACAAGAUUGGUGGUUUAUCGGGAUUUACCGGAUGCGCGCUUUGUCGAGGUUACUAAGAAGGGUGGGCGGAGCUUGGCGGUUCGGGUUCCGGAGAUGAUUGUUUCGUUUGAAGUUGGUGCGGGUGGAUUGAAUGAUGUUGGCCCUGGGCGGGAGGUGCAGUCGCCUAUUAUGACGAGGGUUGACAUUGAUACGCCGAGUCGGAAGAGGAAGGCUGAGGAUGAGAUUGCUGAUAGUCAGGAUGAGGACUCUGAGGCGGAGUUUCAGUGGGAUGAGAUAUUGGAGGCUGAGGGUGAGGAUGUGGGUGAUGCUGAGCAUCAGAGCCAGGGCAAGGACCAGGGACAGGCACAAGAGGAUGGGGAUACAUCCGAACCUUAA
Messenger RNA from Penicillium manginii, 960 nucleotides. RefSeq lists its product as uncharacterized. The transcript is spliced from 5 exons. NCBI's taxonomy places the organism in Eukaryota, Fungi, Ascomycota, Eurotiomycetes, Eurotiales, Aspergillaceae. Gene Ontology annotation, biological process: meiotic DNA recombinase assembly; reciprocal meiotic recombination; DNA repair. Gene Ontology annotation, cellular component: replication fork; Rad51C-XRCC3 complex; Rad51B-Rad51C-Rad51D-XRCC2 complex. The coding region runs from base 1 to 960 and encodes 319 amino acids. The record is from RefSeq and is a predicted model, not a curated record. Gene Ontology annotation, molecular function: ATP binding; four-way junction DNA binding; ATP-dependent DNA damage sensor activity.